AUGCUUAGCAGUAGCAAAUUCGCCUCUGAUCCACAUAUCAGUUUUGUAGCAAUAAAGAAUCUUCAAGUUGGUCAACAUUUUAUUCUCCCAAAUUUCAGUCAGGAAUCAAAACAUUUUGCUGAGAGUUACCUGAAAAGGAAACUCUAUGUUACAAAUCAAAUGAUUAAUGUGUGGAAUAAUAUUUCAAAAGAUCAACUUCAUUUUUUCAAACGUAUCCUGUCAGGCCCAAUAGGCAUAGAGAAGUCAUACAUCAUGUUAUACCUUAUCGCAAGGGCAUAUGCUGAAGGAUGGCAAAUACUCUAUAUCACAGAUGCAGCUGAGUUAGAUGUGAAUACACUGGAGAAAGCGGGAAAGGUUAUCUGCAAGUACUUUUUGACUCUAAAUAGGGAUAUUUUAACUGGUAAUGAGCUUAAAAUGCUUGUGAAGAAUAUUACUUUUUCUUUUAAAAAGAAUUUCAUUAUCGUUGCUGAAAUAAUUUUGGGAGAGCUACUUAAACAAGUAGAGCGCAAGACUCUUUUGUCAUCGACAAGCAUAGAAUAUUAUUCAAAGAAGAUCCUCCAAUCUGGUUGUGAUAAAGUUUUAGAUCAUAGCUUCAAUGGAUAUCCUCAAUUUGACUUUAUGCUCAAAAUCAUAUUUAUACAAGUAUUAAUUACUGGUAUCACUGCAAAUGAUAUUAAUAGAAGAAACCAAAUUGAAAUAUAUUUGGACGAGAUAUAUGGACCCACCCAUUCUGUUAGAAUAAAUCCUAUAAGCUGUAAGUUUAAUGUUUCCAAAAAUAGCAAAUACAAACCUGAAUUUCAAAUCGUUUAUAUUCAAGGUUCAUCCAGUACUGCUAAGCAUUCGAUAAAAGCAACUAGUAAUUCAAAAUGA
Molecule: messenger RNA, 870 nt
Organism: Funneliformis caledonium
Lineage: Eukaryota; Fungi; Glomeromycota; Glomeromycetes; Glomerales; Glomeraceae
Source: the annotation of a GenBank genome assembly